GGAAAAACUAAUCUGGCGUAUACACAAUUUGUACAAUUUUCCUGCUUCUUCCCUUCUACUUUUUAAAUAACAUUUAAAAAAGAUUAUAGCCCCUCGCACAUAUAUAUAUGAAUAUAAUUUAUAUGUUAUGGAAAUACAAUCAAGUCAUUGUUUGAUAAUGUUAAAUGCAGUUAAAUCUUUUCAAUCUUGUCCACAUGAAAGUUAUUAAUGUUUUACCUCAAAAAAUAAUAUCUGCUCCCAUGUCAAAUAAACUUUUAUAAAGUUAAUAUUGUAUAACUUUGCAUGAAAAUACUGUUGUCAAAAUGCUUUUGAGGAAUGUUCAAUUUUAACUUAAAUAUAUCCUGCUCUUUAAUAAAGAUAUAUAAUGAGGAAAAUUAGAAGUUUCUGGCCUCAACAUAGUUUAUCUGAUAAAUUGGCUUUUUCGUUUACUCAUCUUGGUUUAAUUGGAAUAAUAUUGUUUGAAUUUUUUAUUGUUUUGCCUAUUUAUCAUGAGCCAUUCACAAAAAUGUUCUGUAUCCAAAUAGCAAUUGGAUUGUAUCUUGCUUUUCAAGUGUUUUCAAAUUUAUAUGCAAUGAUUAUUUUUAACUCAUCAAUUAAAUCUCAAACAAAUCUUCCAUCAGUUUUGUAUCCAGAUUGGGUGUAUUGCAAUUUUUGCCAGUUAAAUACACCACCACGCGCUCACCACUGUCCCGUUUGUAAUGUAUGUGUUUUAAAAAGAGAUCAUCAUUGUGUUUUUACUGGAAAUUGUGUUGGUUUUUAUAAUCAUCGGUAUUUCAUUAUGAUGGUUUUUCAUUUGUGGCUUGGUUGUUUUUACUGUUUAUUGUAUAAUAUUGAGUACUAUAUUGUUAUGCUUGGAAAUAUUGGCUUUGGGAUGUUGCUUAAGUUAUUGUUUCCACUACUGGCAUGGACAUUUGGCUUUCUUAAUAGUUAUCAACUUUUUAUUGCUUUUAUAAUGGGUAUAAAUUGUAUGGCUAUGUUGCUUUUUUCAGCUUUAGUUUGUUUUCAAAUUUUUUUUAUUAGCAGUGGUCAAACGCAAUUUGAAUGCCGUAAAAAAAUUAAUUAUUAUUCUCUCAGUCUGCUUGAAAAUUGGCGUGUUGUUUUAGGGAAUAGAUGGUUUUUAACUUGGAUUUGCCCCUAUAUUACUUCCAAAUUGCCUGGAGAUGGUACUGAUUUUAAAAAAUCGUCAAUAGAAAUGUCUCCAGUCUAUAGCAAUGUCAAAUAUUUAUAAUAAUUUAAGAGCAUUUUGUUACUAUUGUG
Messenger RNA from Hydra vulgaris (swiftwater hydra), 1257 nucleotides. Its product is annotated as probable palmitoyltransferase ZDHHC24. Lineage: Eukaryota; Metazoa; Cnidaria; Hydrozoa; Anthoathecata; Hydridae. Gene Ontology annotation, molecular function: palmitoyltransferase activity. The record is from RefSeq and is a predicted model, not a curated record.